GUUCAAAACAAUUUCUAAAUAAUUGAGCUAUUCGUUACUUUUUGAACAGCAUUUGCAUCUAUAAAAACCCUACACCAAAAAGUACCAUCAACAAAAUAUCUCAUUAGGUACAAAAAUUAAAGAGAAAACAUCAAACCAAAACAACAAUGAGCAGACGUGCGAGUUCUGGAGGUGGACAGAGUUCCUUAGGCUACCUCUUCGGUUCCGAUGAUAAGAAUCCGAACAAUACCACAUCAUCUCCACCGCAACCGCCGGCGACGGCUAAACCGGUCGUUUAUUCACCACCGUACGGAAUCGACACCGGCGAGGAGGAGGAAGUUAGUACUACUGCGAAGCCUCCGCGCAACCCUUCUUCGCCUUUUCACAACCGAAGCCCAUCUAACACUAUCUCCAGUCGGCCUUCUACCAAGGUUAAAUCAGUUCCAGGUGGAGAUUCGAGUCUUGGGUACCUGUUUGGAGAGAAGUCCUGAAUAUAAAAUACAGCCCUGAUCUUCUCUCUUCCAUAUACUCCAUUUGUCCCAAAAGAAAAAAAUAUAGUUCAUAUCGAUUUUUGAACUUUGUACUAAACUUAGUACAAAUGUUGAAACUCACUAUGAACUUUUUUUUAGGACAGAGAUAGUAGUUUAUUUGUGAAGCCUUGCGUUUUGUACCAUGUCAAUGUUCGUGUGAUUUGUAUCGUAUUUCGGAAUUGUUAUGUUUGUGAUUUCGUAUUUGUAGUACCUACAACGUGAAAUUUAUUGGAUUUAGCAGCGGUUUUGUUGUUCGUAUUUGUCAAAUUAUAAAUUUGUCUUUAAAUGAUUGACAUUUUAAUUCGCCAAGAGAAUAAUUAUCUUUUACUUAAUUUAUAUUUGUCCAUUUUGUUAUAGAUUGUAUACUAAACCUUUCAUGUGCAUUCUUUCAUAACAACGUCAACGUUUUUAGUCGAAGAAGAUUCCAGAGGCUCUGUUAAGCUUCCGUUUCCAAUCCUAAACCUUUGGAAUUUCCCAAGUGAUUGGGGUAUAGAGUCUCUCUCCCUAAAGCAUUUCUCUCGAAUGCUUAGAUUGACUAUUACUAAAUGUGUGGUUAGUUUUCAACCGAUAAUGUUUUUAGUUAGUAGCUACUUUUCGACCAAAAUUAUCAAUCAUAUCAAUCUAAAUAUUUUACUGCUAGUUCGGUUAGGUUUUAGUUUGUGAAAUAAAACAAAAAACUGAAAAGUUACGACCCGAACUUAAUUCAAUUAAUCUGGAACAAACUAAAAGGUAUUAAGAAAUUAAAAGAAUAUGAACCUUGAUAAAUUUUUAUGAAAAGUUACGUUGGUGAUUUGGAACUUCAUUCUUGUAAGUUUUGAUCCGUAUUCUUCCAAUUCCUAAUGUUUACCUAUAAAUUGUACUAUUACAGGUUUUUGGUAACCUUUUUUGCAUUCUUAAAUUCUUAAGAAUAAGGAAUAAUUGCAAAGUUACUUGUUCUUGUGCUUCUUCUCGUAUCUUAGAGACAAAUCACCAAUCAAACAUGAUUUUGUAAAGUAGUAGGAUAAAUAUUAUCUUAAAAUAGUGAUUACAUGCUUAAAACACAUAUAACCACUGUGGUAUUUUCCCAAUAUUAUCUUUAAAUAUUUUUUCUCAUAAACUCAUCUAUGCUUUGUUUUGUUCUUGUCAUAUUCUUGUAUGAUUUCUCCAACUACAGAUACUUUGUAUACUUCAAUCUUAAGAAAAUGUUAUAGCCUUGAAAUUAAUAUAAGUAUUUAACAAUACAAACAUCAAAAGCAGUGAAAAGUAAUAAAGAUGAAAUCUUACAAUAUGAAGAUUUUUGGAUGUGUUCAAGUGGUUUUCUCUACGGUUUAGUUCCGUAGUCAAAUUCUAAAGAUAGAUCUUAAAGAUCUGAAGAAUACACAAGCGAGUAUGCAGCAAAUAAGGUUCUUUGUGUUAAAUAUUU
Oldenlandia corymbosa var. corymbosa is the source of this 1911-nucleotide messenger RNA. The record is from the annotation of a GenBank genome assembly. Lineage: Eukaryota; Viridiplantae; Streptophyta; Magnoliopsida; Gentianales; Rubiaceae.